Messenger RNA from Arabidopsis arenosa, 1057 nucleotides. The record is from the annotation of a GenBank genome assembly. Lineage: Eukaryota; Viridiplantae; Streptophyta; Magnoliopsida; Brassicales; Brassicaceae.
CCAAGUUCCAAGCCGAGAUUCGUGUUCGCGGUCAGCAGAAAUACAGAUACCUGUCAGAUGUGUUUUGGGAAGCAAUUUCAUCUGGAAAUGUUCUCUCCUUGUAUCAAGGCCUUGGGACUAAGAAUCUGCAGUUCUAAGUCGAUUGGAACAAAGGCAAAUCUGCUCAUUGCUGCUGCUGCUGGGGCUUGUACCUCUGUUUUGACCCAACCUCUAGAUACAGCUUCAUCGAGGAUGCAAACAAGCGAGUUUGGAAAAUCUAAAGGGUUGUGGAAGACUCUAACUGAUGGUUCAUGGGGAAAUGCAUUUGAUGGCCUUGGGAUUUCUCUUUUAUUGACCUCGAAUCCUGCAAUUCAGUAUACAGUGUUUGAUCAGCUGAAACAGAACCUUCUUGAGAAAAGAACGGAAAAAUCCAACAAAGAUUCUUCCCCUGUAGUCCUCUCUGCCUUUAUGGCGUUUGUGUUAGGUGCGGUCUCCAAAAGUGCUGCCACCGUCAUCACAUAUCCUGCAAUCAGGUGCAAGGUGAUGAUUCAAGCAGCAGAUGACUCAAAGGAAAAUGAAACGAAGAAGCCCAAAAAAAGAAUCAGGAAAACGAUUCCCGGGGUAGUGUAUGCUAUUUGGAAAAAAGAAGGGAUCUUAGGCUUCUUUAAAGGCUUGCAGGCUCAGAUCUUAAAGACAGUUUUGAGCUCAGCGUUGCUACUAAUGAUCAAGGAGAAAAUCACUGCAACCACAUGGAUUCUCAUUCUAGCAAUAAGAACUCUGUUUGUCACAAAAGGUAGGUUGAAAAGUCCAUAAAGAUAGCCCUUCCGCAAGAGUCCCAAGCCCAAGCAAGAGCAAAGUCAUUUGUUUGCGAUCUAAAUCGAAAGAUUUUCGAGCAGGCAAGUAUUGUAGUCUUUCUCAUUUUAAGAACUAUUGAUAAUUUUUAGUAAAGAUCUUAUUGUAGGUCCACAUAAAGCUUCAUGUUGUUGCCAGAUUGAGUUUCUGGGCUUAGAGAUUUUUCUCUGGUUAUUGUGUAGUUUAUGUUUGUUUUCUUCAGCUGUAAUAAAAAUGGGGAUUUCUA